Molecule: messenger RNA, 3159 nt
Organism: Linnemannia hyalina
Lineage: Eukaryota; Fungi; Mortierellomycota; Mortierellomycetes; Mortierellales; Mortierellaceae
Source: the annotation of a GenBank genome assembly
AUGGUCAAGAACACCGCAAAACGGGAAAAGAGUCGCGCUUGGACACCCUCCACCUUCACAUCCGACGGACACGGACAGGGUCAUUCCUCUCCUCUCCAGGCCAUCAGCGAGCACGCCAUGGACGAGGACCUCAUCGAUACUACCCCUAUUGCUCCUGGUAUCACUAUCAUCCACUCCGCCCUCUCUACAGACAACAACAACAACAACAACAGCAACAACAACAAGAGCCACAGUGGCGAUAUCAAUGGAAGCAGCGGUGAAAGCGACGAUCACAAAGACGACGGCGACGAUGAAGAUGAAGACGACGUAGACAGCCACGGCAACGACGAUAACGACGACGACGACGAUCGCGAUGAUAAUCGCCAUGACAGCGAGGACGACAGCAGCAGCUCAAGCCAGGACCACGAAACCUCCGACGAUAGCGACGAGAGCAUCGAUGCCAACUCGGACGAGAGCGUCCUCCGACGACUCAGCCAACGGAUCGAUGCCCCCAAGCGCAACCGCUCAGGAUCAAUCGGCAACAAGGCCAAGAAGGUCGCCGUCGGCCUCUCAACCUCGUCCUCAAACUCAUCAUCCAAGAUCGUCUCGGCCACACCCAACAAAAAGAUCACCAAAAAGUCAAAGGUCUCGGUCAAGCCUAAAUCCAGCAAGGGUUCAUUGAGCAGCGCAGCAGCCCGUCAAGCCACAGAGGACGCCAAGUUAGAAGCAGCCAAGCCCAUCGUCAGUCGGUUCCUCGAACUCGAAAACACAAAACUCAACGACAAGCUGCUUCAGGUCUUCAUGAUCAACGGCAUGCUUCCGUUUGUCAUCGAGUGCAUCACCCGUCUGGACCCAGAGAUCGCAAAAGAGUUGAACGAGGACAUGGACGGUGACGAGACCAAUCAGGAAUCAAAGUUCAUGACCCGACUCAAGUACAGCAGGAGAAAGCGGGACUAUGCCGACAUCAACGUCAUGAAAAAGUCAUACACCACCAUGAACUUUCUCACUCGCAGCGACGUCUACAACGAGUUCAUCCUCAGCAGCGGUCACCAAGUCAUUGUCAAGGAGUUGUUCAAGAUCUUCAGACCAGAGUCCAACGGCAAUUUUUACCAUUUUCAAAAGGUGUUCGAGACCAUCCUCAAAAAGUUCAGGUCCCACACUAUGCUGACCCUGUUUGAGGAUGUUGACCCGGCGACAGGACAAGCCAAGACUCCUCUGGUUCUUGAAAUGCUGCCAUUUCUGGAUCAGGCGCCGGUUGCUCUCUCGAUGAUCAAGGUCCUCUUCCCCGCCUAUACCUACGGCUUUGCGGAGAGAGUUCAGGACUUUUAUCGCGUCCUUCAGCGUGGACACUUUAUGGAGAUGCUUCUCACCAUGGUUACCCUGGCCGAUGAUCCAACUCCCAGCAUGGGCGAUUUUGUUGUUUCCCUUCUGGACGAAGCGACGCGGGCAAAGGACGCCAAAAUAUUUUUCUCAUGCCUGCGCGAUGAUCCCAUCUGGGCAGAGCGCCUUGUUCAAGGGGUCCUGUCCGACUCGCCAGUGAGACGACACAGUUGCAUUGAGAUCAUUUACUCCAUACUUGUCCGCAGUAUCCAAUUGCCAUUCCAGGAUAUGUUCGCAAACAGUAUCUACAUUACGGAAAAGUCAUACGACAGGGUUGAUUCUUAUCUGGAGCAAAUUGCCAACGGGUUUAGCAAGCACCUCGACGCGCAUAUUCCCAGUCUCUGCAAUACUUUCGUCGGAUCCAAAAAUGCAGGAGAAGUUGUGGAGUUGCCAGGAUACACAGUUCCAAAAUCAUUCACAGUGGCUCGACUCUGGCUUUUGGACUCAAUAUACCACUGCUUGAACGAUGUCAAGGACAACCCAUCUCUUUUGGAGUCGAUCCCAGCCAGCUUUUGGUCAACUCUUGUCGAUAGCUUUAUCCAGUUCCGGUUCAACAAUGCGUUCCAUGUGCAUUUUUACAAGAUGUUCAGGGUGGUCCUCUAUUCGGAGCAGGCCUCAGUAUACGACCAGUUCUUCAUACAGACAGACUUUAUUAAGCGUUUGAUUGAACAUUACUUGGACGCUGAGGAACCAACGGGAUCCAGGGGGUAUAUCAUUUUGAUUUUGAACUGUCUCCGUCUCUUGGCGGACGUGGAGCAGCGAGCCGCAGAAACAAAGGAUGAGAACGCCAUGGAAGAGGAAGUCGAAGAAGGAAGGAUCUCCGAGACUUACUGGACGGACAUCCUCAGGGACCACGCGGUGUGGAAAGAAUUUGCACCUACCCUUCGUCAUGCGACCUUGAAGCAGACCCGGGAUACCCUGUGCAAUAUGGAUCCCAACCUGCGGUUCCAGUUUGCUCCCCUCCAAUCAAGGCAUUCCACCGAAUCCCCCAUGACUAAGCGCCACAUCGGUAUUCCUGGCGUAUCUGCUCGUGGCACCGAAGGCAUCGAUCUCGGAUCUCAAUACGGAAACUCGCUUGGAUUUGGGGUGCCGAUGAAGUACGACCCUGCGGCAGAUGAGGAAGAGCUUGAAAAGCAGGAACAGCAGAAGGAGUUGGAAGUCCAGAAGGCACUCGCCAACAUGAUGCCGAGCGUGGACUGGAAGUUGAUCCCUCCUCAGCGAGUGCUUGACGCGAUGAGGGUGGCAAACGCGGCCAGCAAAGCAGCUGGGAGUAGGCACAAGUCAGCAGCAAAUGCGUCGUCAGAAACGAAUGGCACCAAGGCGGGCGAGGGUGCAUCGUCUGUAGGAAAUACAACGGGAACUGAAGGGACGACGACAGAAGGGACGACGACCAAGUCCAAAAAGAAAAAGAAGAACAAGAAGAAACGGCCGAGUAGCAGCGCCGCAGCUGGUGAUACCAGCGGCGAUGAUGAUGAAGCGGGACAUUCCGAUAGUUCGACAUCAUCAACUAACGGCUCGAUUUCGUCAGACAUGUCUUCCGAAGACAGCUCUGAUGGCGGACAUGAGAAGGAUAGUGGGACUGAGGGAGAUGAUACGUCGGAGGAUGAGAGCCGACAAAAGGACGAGUCGGACAGUAAUAGCACGACAGGAGUGACAGAGACCGAAGAGGAGCUGUUAAAGCGACGGAGAGAGAAGAAGCGGGAGAGGAAGCGGAAAAACAAGAUGAACAAGAAAAACCGCUUCGCUAACGAGUCCUCCCAGGCUGAUGCCAGCGGCGACGCGAUGGAUCUGUGGGGCUGA